CAUCAGCACCCCAGUCUGAUGAAGGCUCUGAUAUCGAUUCUGAACCAGAUUUACCUUUAAAAAGAAAGCAGCGUCGUAGCAGGACAACUUUCACAGCUGAGCAACUGGAAGAGCUGGAAAGAGCUUUUGAGAGGACACACUACCCUGAUAUUUAUACCCGGGAAGAACUUGCACAAAGAGCCAAACUCACGGAAGCUCGUGUCCAGGUCUGGUUUAGCAACCGUCGCGCUAGAUGGAGGAAACAGGCAGGAGCCAAUCAACUGAUGGCUUUCAACCAUCUGAUCCCAGGAGGAUUUCCACCCAGUGCCAUGCCAACUUUGCCGACGUACCAGCUCUCUGAGCCCUCUUAUCAACCCACCUCCAUACCGCAAGCCGUGUCUGAUCCAAGCAGUACGGUCCAUAGACCUCAGCCUCUCCCUCCAAGCACUGUACACCAAAGCAGCCUCCCUUCGAAUCCAGAGAGCAGCUCUGCCUAUUGCCUACCCAGCACCAGGCAUGGAUUUUCCAGCUAUACAGACAGCUUUGUGCCUCCGUCCGGGCCCUCAAAUCCCAUGAACCCUGCCAUUGGCAAUGGCCUUUCACCUCAGAAACCUGUGGGACUUCAGCAAAACGGCGAUUGUGCUUUAUGCCUGAACGAAGAGCCUCAGACGUCGGUCACGUACGUGCGACGUUACUGUGUGCGAAGUGCCCCUUACUCGUGGGGUGUGUCCCAGUGCAUCCCUUCAUCACGCUUCCUCAGGGCUCUCCCUGACGGCGCCCAGGUGGCUGGCAAGUCGAGAGCCAGUUCUGUGUUGGUGAUUUCAUGA
This is a messenger RNA of Tauraco erythrolophus (red-crested turaco), 806 nucleotides long. NCBI's taxonomy places the organism in Eukaryota, Metazoa, Chordata, Aves, Musophagiformes, Musophagidae. The record is from RefSeq and is a predicted model, not a curated record.